GGCCUCCUGACCACCUUUCUUCUCAUUUGCUUCUUCUGUGGUGACUUGGCGGCUGUUUCCAAGUUGCUCAGAGCCGGUUUCUGUUCUCCAGUCAUGAGCUGUACCUGGAUAGCCUGUCUUCUGCUGAUGGUGUUUGUUUCUUGUCUUGGCUUCAACUUGGAUGCAGAGAGGCCGACACAUUUUCACAUGGACGGUGCAGAGUUUGGACACAGUGUGCUCCAGUAUGAUAGCUCCUGGGUGGUGGUUGGAGCGCCAAAGGAAAUAAAAGCCACUAACCAAAUAGGUGGCCUCUACAAAUGUGGCUACCACACAGGCAAAUGUGAGCCCAUCUACCUCCAGGUGCCCCCAGAGGCUGUGAACAUGUCUCUAGGCUUGUCCCUCGCUGGUGCCAUCAACCCUUCCCGGCUGUUGGCUUGUGGUCCUACUGUGCACCAUGCAUGCAGAGAGAAUACAUACCUGACAGGGCUCUGUUUUCUACUGAGUUCAUCAUUCAGGCAGAACCAGAACUUCCCAACUGCGCAGCAGGAGUGUCCAAGGCAAGACCAAGACAUCGUGUUCUUGAUUGAUGGCUCGGGUAGCAUCAGUUCUACAAAUUUUGGAAAAAUGCUGGGCUUUGUUAAAGCUGUGAUGAGCCAACUUCAGAGACCUAGCACACGGUUCUCCCUGAUGCAGUUCUCUCAUAAGUUCCGGAUACAUUUUACUUUCAAUGGCUUCAUCUCCACGUCAAGCCCUUUACGCCUGUUGGAUUCCGUAGAGCAGCUGGGAGGGUACACGUACACAGCCUCAGCUAUCAAGCAUGUCAUAACAAAUCUGUUCACUGCCCAAAGUGGAGCUCGGCAAGAUGCCACCAGGGUCCUCAUUGUCAUCACUGAUGGGAAGAAAAAAGGGGACAAAUUGAAUUAUGAUGGUGUCAUCCUCAUGGCAGAGGCUGAAGGCAUCAUUCGUUAUGCAAUUGGGGUAGGAGAGGCUUUUAAUAAAGAACAGUCCCUGCAAGAGUUAGUGGCCAUUGCGUCGAGGCCUUCCCAUGAAUACGUGUUCAGCGUGGAGAACUUUGAUGCUUUGAAGGAUAUCGAGAAUCAGCUGAAGGAGAAGAUCUUUGCCAUUGAGGAUUCUCCUAAGAAGCCUCCAUGGACCUGGGACAUGUUGUCUUUCUUCUUGAAAGCCAAGCAUCCUGCCUUCCCCAGGUACAGAGACACCAAGCAGCAGUUCUUUUGAAUUGGAGAUGUCCCAGGAGGGCUUCAGUGCUGUGUUUACACCUGAUGGACCAGUUCUGGGGGCUGUGGGAAGCUUCAGCUGGUCUGGAGGUGCCUUCU
Molecule: messenger RNA, 1313 nt
Organism: Mastomys coucha (southern multimammate mouse)
Lineage: Eukaryota; Metazoa; Chordata; Mammalia; Rodentia; Muridae
Product: integrin alpha-X-like
Exons: 11
Coding region: 94-1215 (373 amino acids)
Source: RefSeq, a predicted model, not a curated record